This is a messenger RNA of Ilyonectria robusta, 1467 nucleotides long. RefSeq lists its product as uncharacterized. NCBI's taxonomy places the organism in Eukaryota, Fungi, Ascomycota, Sordariomycetes, Hypocreales, Nectriaceae. The record is from RefSeq and is a predicted model, not a curated record. The transcript is spliced from 3 exons. The coding region runs from base 113 to 1435 and encodes 440 amino acids.
UCUAGAAGGGCACGUACGGGAUAAUGAUCGAUUACAAGCGGCCCAACUAUCUGAGGAUCUUCGUCGCCAGCUCCCAGACUGCUUGAAAAUCGUUUCUCGGAUACUGGUCAAAAUGGACGAGAAUACGCGGGUUGAAAUUCUUGACAAAUUUUCCACAGUCAAGUUUAAAAGCCAUCACAAAUCCGUUCAUGAUCAGAGGACUGCAGAUACGGGGAAUUGGUUGCUUCAAACCUCGAAAUUUCAAGAAUGGCAAGCCGCCAAGAGUUCAACCAUUACUUUGCUGUAUGGUUCACCGGGUGCUGGAAAGACGUUUUUGACUUCACGAGUCAUUGAUCACGUCUCAGAGGACAUUAAUUGCCCAGGAAGCAACAAGGGCUUCGCAUAUUUCUACUGCUACCGGAACGACAAGAAACGACGCCAGCCACAGAGUAUUCUAUCUAGCCUGGUUCGGCAGUUUGCAUCGCCUGUUGGAAGGCGAGAUGAAAUCCAUCAAGGCGCCCGAAACCUCGCCAAGAAACUUCAAGACGAGUGUCUGGAAAUGGAUGUUCAAAUGAGCAAAGACUUGCUGGUUGAUCUUGUCACAUCCUACCAAUCGUCCACAAUCGUUUUAGAUGCGUUGGAUGAAUGCGAUGAUGAGACGAGAGGCCAAUUGAUGGAUUGUUUGACGUUCUUGAUGAGGCAGAGCCUAAACAUCAAGAUUUUCAUCUCAAGUCGAAUGGACUAUGACAUUGAAAGACAUUUUCGUUCACAACCAAUGAUCAUGAUUCAGGCAACAGAUAAUAAGGGUGAUAUUGAGACCUUUAUCAGAGAACGACUGGCCAGUGAUGCCGCUUGGAAGGAUGCAAAACUCGAACUGCGGGAACACAUCACAAUCACACUCAUUCACAGGAGCAAAGGCAUGUUCCAGUGGGUUGCUCUACAAGUUCAAGAAAUCCUGAAAAUAAAGCACCGGGACAAGGGGGCUAUUAAGAAAUGUCUUGACAGUCUGCCAACCACGCUCAGCGCAGCCUACGGGCAGAUUUGGAAGAAAAUCAAUGAACAGAGUGCGCAAGACCGAGAGUUGGGCAGGCGCGCUAUUCGGUGGGUUCUCUGCGCACCCCGUCCUCUAUCGACAAACGAACUUGCGACAGCCAUGAUGAUUGAUUAUGAAACGGAAAACCUCUAUGACAUUGAGGAGAAGCCGACCGCGGAAGUCAUCAGAGGUGUUUGCUACAAUCUCUUGGUUUUCGACAAGGAACAAAGGCGGUGGCGGUUUUGCCAUUUAUCGGCGGCAGAAUACGUGGAAUCAACGCUUAUGUUUGAGCUUCAACCUCAUUAUUAUGCUGCAGCAGGGUGCCUCAAAUAUCUUAUUUCUCGACCAAGUGAGGACACACAAUUUGGUGAUCAUGUCGGGCGAUUCUGGCAACGCUCAAGCACCUUGUCAAGCAGUUUUUAGGUUCAGCCGACCAGAGUACCAAGGCAUAUCAA